AUGGCGGACAAACCUCAACACGGACCUCCCCAUGGCAUGGAAAAAUAUGAUUUGGGUGGGGCAGAUGAUCUGGGAGCUCUAAGUGUUGCACAACAGGCAGACCUCAAUCAGUUUAAGAUAAAAACACGCAUCAGUAAUGAGUCCUACUUGCGAGAUCAUCCUGAAGUAGAAUGUCUAAUUGCUGGCUUUCUUGGUGAUGUUCUGACCAAGCGACCAGAGAGUAUUCGUGAAUUUGCUGCAGAAUACUUCACAAACCCAUCUUUACCUGAUAUAUUGGAGAAACAGUUGGCUGGACGUCAGGAAAAGCUAAAGCAAAACCAUGUUAUCCAAGGUCUAUCAUAA
Molecule: messenger RNA, 342 nt
Organism: Candidula unifasciata
Lineage: Eukaryota; Metazoa; Mollusca; Gastropoda; Stylommatophora; Geomitridae
Source: the annotation of a GenBank genome assembly